UCGAGAGCGCGAGAGCGUCUUAAUGCAAAGGGAGAGAAGACUUUCUUUUUUUGUUUCUUUUUGUGUUUUUAAAUGUUCACUUCGUGUGUCACGACGCCGGAUACUCCAGUCCCUCUUCCAAACCUAGGGGCACGCUGGGACAUAGUGUGGUCAUGACGUAGCACCAGAGGAUGUUUUAAUGACGUCAUUUUCCUUUCACUUCAAGGAACAGCCCCCCUUCUCUCCUCCCACCAGCGCUACUGGGCACUCAAGAAAAGGUCGGCAGUGUACUUCUUACACAGCAUGUAAAGAUUAAAAAGGAUCGAUCAGCCCCGGCGCCCUCACUCACACUCACCGUUCACACACACACACACUCCUCUAUUUUCUCCCACACAUCAUUCUCACGUAAGAUUCAAGUGGACAAGAAGGGGAAAAAAAAAACAACAUAAAGGCUUCAGUUUGAGAAAUAUAAAAGAAAACACAAAUUCAGGACUUGGCCGUUUGGAUACUUUGAGGGCUGCACGUGAGUUUACUGGUUACGUCUGCUAACUAGACUGAAAGAUCGUUCAUCGUGUUUAGAGCUCCCUGCUGCACAAUAAGACGUCUGCUGGCAAAAAAAAGCGCUCAUUUAUCAACACAAAUCGUUUGCUUAAGAUAGUGAGUGCGCGCUUGCGUGUUUUAGUUCUAGAAAAUGGAUGUCACAUUCUUAGCUAUUACGCGCCAAAUGGAUUUACGUGCUCUGUGAUAGAAACAAGGAACUUUCUGUUGUGUAUUCAUAAGGUGCUAACUUCAAGUUCAAUUUGUGGGAAGUUUAUUGGGGUUCGGAUCAAUGAACACUCCCUACCAUACAUGUCUACGUCUUCCGUGACACGUGACGCUAUAAACAUCACCGUCUGCGCAAGCUUCUUACUUCUUGUUGUCAUGGUUACUCGAUCUGUUGGUGGGAAGGGAGGUAUGUGUCCAGGCGAUAGGUUUGGCCAACAGUGUCGCUUGACCUGUCACUGCGCCAACAAAGAGCUCUGCGAUGACAUUACAGGACAGUGUCCAGGGCCGUGUGCUGAAGGCUGGUCAGGACCUCAUUGCCAAAGACAGAAUGUGGCUCUAGGUCGAUCUACUGAUAUGAAGACUUCGGACUGGUCAAGAGGUGACUUCGCUGUGGACGGCAACCUCAGAACGUGUGUGACUUCGUCCAGCAACCGGACAGGGUGGUGGAGAGUGGACAUGCAAGACAAGAGAACAGUCUUUUUUAUGGAGAUACACUUUGCCAAUCAGACUGCUCGGCCAGGGAGAGUUCGUGUACACGUCAGCGAUUACGUCGACACAUUCUACGGCAAACCCUGCACUCGUAUACAGUCUGCGCAUAAAUUAUCAAAGUUCACGUGCGACCUGCCCUCUACCGGUAGAUACUUCGGCCUUAUAAACAAGGAAGGGCAAAUAACUCUUUGUGAAGUUUUAGUCUUCGUUUGUGCGCCUUUUACGUACGGUGUCGACUGCUCUCAAGAAUGCACAUGCGCAGAUCCUUCAGAACAGUGCAACCCUGUGACUGGCUCCUGUAUUUCCGGUUGUAAAGAUGGCUGGAUGGGCUCGGCAUGCAACAAACCGUGCGCAGGACGGUAUGGUCGAAACUGCCGCCAAGCCUGCGGCCACUGCUUCGGCAACCAGACUUGCGAUCAUGUGACCGGAAGCUGUCUGAAAGGCUGCGCGCCAGGCUGGAAAGGUCCACGUUGCAAACAAGACUGUGACCCAGGUAACUACGGAGUAGAAUGUAUCCACCAGUGCCACCAUUGCCUUGACAACGACACCUGUGAUCCGUCCAGCGGCGAAUGUCCGUGGCGCUGUGCGCCCGGAUGGCGAGGUCGCCGAUGUGAUUCUGAAUGUGAGCCUGGCUUCCAUGGUCAAAGUUGUGAGUUUCGUUGUGGACAUUGCCAUGGUAACUCCACUUGUGACGCAACUAAUGGACUGUGUCCAGUCGGAUGCAGCUCAGGCUACGAAGGUCUUUUCUGUACAAAAGAAUGUCUGCCAGGAAAGUGGGGUCCGAACUGUCAGUGGUUGUGUGGUCAGUGCCAGGCGUCAACAUGUGACAGAAUUACAGGUCACUGCGGCUCCGACGGCUGUCGUCCUGGGUGGUCAGGAGAUACAUGCUUAACUGGAUGCCGUCCUGGAACUUAUGGAAGCAGCUGUCUGCGAAAGUGUGGCGCCUGUGAUACCCCGUGCAACGCCACUGACGGACUCUGCCCCUCUGGCUGCCUGUCUGGUUGGGAAGGUCCGACUUGCACCUCUAAAUGCAGCAACAGAAGCUUCGGUCCAGGAUGUCAGUUGCCUUGUGGUCAAUGUGCCAACUCUGAACCCUGUCACCAUGUUACUGGGUAUUGCCUUCACGCCUGUGAAAGAGGAUACGAGAGGCCUUUCUGCCAUAUACGUAAUCGUACUGACCUUAUGGGCAAGCCAAAUUUAUUAACACUGCUGGUAGCCUGCAUGAUCCUUUUCAUGCUGACCAUCGUCGCCGUGACCGUUUGCCUUGUGGUCAAGUGGCGCCAGAUCAACAAGGUGGUCAAGCCGAAAUCACCCAUACCGCCUUUUCAACAGACUGUUGUAUGAUAUUGUUCACCUAUUGUUGCCUCCAUAAAUAACACCAUUGAUACAGAGUGUGUGUCUUGUUUUUUUUAAGUUAAUAAUUCUUGCUUGAUGCUUGAACUGAAGCAAACUGUCGUAAGUAGGUCAAGAAAGGUCCCACAAAAUUAUUGUACCCAAUCGUUAUGUUACAUAGCCCA
Biomphalaria glabrata is the source of this 2750-nucleotide messenger RNA. Its product is annotated as multiple epidermal growth factor-like domains protein 10. Lineage: Eukaryota; Metazoa; Mollusca; Gastropoda; Planorbidae. The transcript has 13 exons. Gene Ontology annotation, molecular function: scavenger receptor activity. The record is from RefSeq and is a predicted model, not a curated record. The coding region runs from base 829 to 2577 and encodes 582 amino acids.